Molecule: messenger RNA, 3836 nt
Organism: Anopheles cruzii
Lineage: Eukaryota; Metazoa; Arthropoda; Insecta; Diptera; Culicidae
Gene: alpha-Man-IIa
Product: alpha-mannosidase 2
Exons: 4
Coding region: 1-3432 (1143 amino acids)
Biological process (GO): protein deglycosylation; mannose metabolic process; N-glycan processing
Cellular component (GO): Golgi membrane
Molecular function (GO): carbohydrate binding; alpha-mannosidase activity
Source: RefSeq, a predicted model, not a curated record
AUGGUUCGAAUACGAAGAAAAUUUGUAUUAAUCCUUUCCGGAGUAACACUUUUGAUAUUUCUGGUCCUCUACAUUGUACUGAAUUAUUCAAUCUCCGAUCGCGCGAAUCCGGAUCUAACGUAUCUGGAAAAUAAAAUAAAACAGCUCGAAAACGGGCUGAGUAAACAUCACAACGAGUUUGGUGAUAUACGUAAACAAAUCGACACUAUUCGGGGUGCGGUCGACGCCGGUGAUGAGGCGUACGGUGAAGGCGGCAAGGCCGGACCACUGUUGGGCGAUCGUGAGAUGAUGAAGGAAUCGGUCAUCAAUGCUAAUGGUGGUGGGCCGGGGACGUGCCCUUUGCGUGCGGACAUCGUUCCCCGACCGGACAUUCAAAUGCUGAACCUGUACGAGGAAGUUUCGUUCGAAAACACCGACGGAGGUGCAUGGAAACAAGGCUGGUCGAUCAAAUAUAACCCUAGCCAAUGGAACGAACACCAUAAGCUGAACGUAUUUGUCGUGCCACACAGCCACAACGAUCCUGGCUGGAUACAAACGUUUGCUGAAUACUACGAACGGGCCACGAAGGCAAUCUUUACCAAUAUGCUGCGGCACCUGGAUGAAAACCCCGCGCUCCGGUUCAUUUGGGCGGAAAUAAGUUAUUUCGCUUACUGGUACGAUCAAUUGAAGGCGGAACAGAAGGAGAUUGUGAAACGGUUGGUGAGAAAAGGUCAGCUAGAGUUCGUCACCGGUGGGUGGGUGAUGGCGGACGAGGCCAAUUCACACUGGUACGCGGUACUGCUGCAGCUGACCGAGGGACAAACGUGGCUGAAAACGCACCUAAAUGUAACACCUGUUUCAAGCUGGUCGAUCGAUCCAUUUGGCCAGUCGGCCACGAUGCCCUACCUGUUGAAACUGUCCGGUUUCGAAAAUCUGCUAAUCCAGCGGACGCACUACAUUGUCAAAAAGAAUCUGGCGCAAAACAAGCAGCUCGAGUUCCGAUGGCGCCAACUGUGGGACACACGGGGCGAUACGGAUCUCUUUACCCACAUGAUGCCGUUCUAUUCUUACGACGUUCCCCAUACCUGCGGCCCCGAUCCAAAGGUGUGCUGCCAGUUUGAUUUUAAACGCCUGCCCCAUAGUGGCGUUAACUGUCCUUGGCAGGUGCCGCCGCGCCCCAUAACGGAGCAGAACGUGGCCGAGCGGGCUGAAGCGAUUGUGGACCAGUGGCGUAAAAAGUCGGUCCUUUAUCGGACCCGCAAUGUGCUCGUUCCCCUUGGGGAUGACUUCCGCUACACAACCAGCAGCGAGUGGGAAGCACAGCGUGUCAACUACGAGCGACUGUUUGAGUACAUCAACAACGAGCCGUCGCUGAACGUAAAAGCUCGGUUUGCUACACUGCAGGAUUACUUCGAUGCGGUCCGAGCGUCAUCAACCACUAUGCAACCAUUUCCGUCGCUUUCGGGAGAUUUCUUCACAUACUGUGACGUGAACCAAGACUACUGGAGUGGCUACUACACGUCUCGCCCCUUCCACAAGCGGCAGGAUCGCAUCCUACUGCACUACAUUCGUUCGGCAGAGAUGCUGCACGCCUGGAGUAACUGGGAACCGUCCUCGGAUUGGACGUUGCUUGAGAAGCGGUUGGAGUACGCUCGUCAACAACUGGCGCUGUUUCAGCACCACGAUGGUAUCACCGGCACGGCGAAAGACCACGUCGUAGAAGACUACGCCCAACGUAUGGCGCGUGCCAUUGAUGAGUGCAAAUUUGUGAUGCAGCAAGCCACGUACCGACUGCUGACGAAACCAUCCGUCUAUCAACCAGACCCGGCAUUUCCGUAUCUUUCGAUCGAUGAUUCGCGCCCUGUGAGCGGUUCCGACAGCAGCCGGCCUACGAUCAUUGUGGGCGAAGAGCUACCGACGAAACAGAUCGUGUUGCACAACUCGCUGCCACAGAUGCGUUCCGAAAUUGUCGAGUUCUACGUUUCUACCCCUUUCGUGAUGGUUCGCGACGGUAAAGGAGAAACCGUCGUUCCCUGUCAAAUUGCUCCCGUUUGGUCAUGGCAUACACGCCCCGAUGGCGUCAGUCAACCGCAGCCUUCCAACACGAAAUUUCGGCUGCUCUUCCGAGCAACCGUUCCGCCGCUCGGUAUGAGCGUCUAUACCAUCAAUUUCCGCAAUUCUGCCACGGAAUCCUCGAGUGUAACUUAUUCGAAGGUAAGUAUUCUGUCCAAGGCACCGUUCACCGCGAACCUUGCGAGCGGUUAUCCGGAGGAUAUUGAGUUUGCGGUCCCACGUGAAGUCUCGUUACGCGUCGACGAGAACAGUUUACCUGGUGCCGCCUUCACCUCGAAGGGCAUGCUGAAAUCGAUCACAAUCGAGAACAAUCAGGCCACGAUUCCGGUGCAUCUCGAGUUCUAUCGUUACGGAAUGCAGCUGAGCUCCGGCAAGAGUGGGGCCUAUCUCUUCCAUCCAGCUGGCAACGCUACACGAAUGACGUACGAACAUCCGAUUGUAUUGGUUUUAAGGGGACCGCUUGAAGCGAGUGUAACCGCCGGUCUACCAUUUGUCACACAUCACACCAUCCUUCGAGACAAUGUGCUCGAGAUACGAAACUUGGUCGAUAUCGGGCGUCGCGAAAAUACGGAAAUUAUUAUGCGCCUGCAGACAAACAUUGCCAGCGGUAGCACCUUCUACACCGAUCUGAAUGCAAUGCAGAUGAUCAAACGGAAACGGUUUCAAAAGCUACCACUGCAAGCCAACUACUACCCUGUACCUUCGGCCAUGUUCAUUGAGGAUGAAAAUUACCGACUUACCUUACUAAGCGGCCAGCCACUCGGCGGAUCGUCGCUAAGUUCUGGUGAAUUGGAAAUCAUGCAAGAUCGACAGCUAACGCGUGACGACGAUCGUGGCCUGGGGCAGGGCGUACAGGACAAUCUACCGGUGUUGCACCUGUUCCGGCUGGUGCUUGAGGCGCGGGAAUCGUGUACAAGACCCGAUCCGGAGUACGCAGCUGGGUUUUUGUCCCCAGCAGCCUACGGUCAGAUGCACAGCUUGCUCCAUCCACUCGAUAAGCUGAUAUUCAAUGAAAACAUUUGGACGGGACUGGUGAACGAGGGCUUCGGCGGCCGACACGAACCACUAGAACCAGGCAUGGAGAUUGUCGCAAUGCGCAGCUUGCCGCACGUCCGCUUUGGUCGAGAUGACCAUCCCAGAGCACCGCCGGCAUCGACAACGGUUCCGAUUGGGCUCGUUAUUCAUCGGACGAACUUCGACGAUUGUGCCUCGGAAGCCAACGCGGAAGGCAUGUUGAACAUUAAAAAGCUGCUAAACUUGGCCGAAGGGCAUGAUGUCUUCACUGCAUUGCUGACGUUGCUGAAACCUCAGGAGCCGAUGGCAUCGGAAGAUGUCAGUUUCUGUCCGAUGGACAUUAAAGCAUUCAUUGUGAAACGAUAGAAACAUUCACAUAAAUGAUUCAUUUACGCAAAAAAAAUUAAAUUUAAGCACGCUGUAGCAAAAAUGUAUGUAAAAGGUGCGUAAUCAAAUGUACAAUGAGGUUUUCUUUACGAAGGAAAAGCCAAACUUAUUUAUUUAUGUCUUGUCCUAUUUCGUGAGCAAAGUGGUACUCUCACAUUGGGCACAAUUCGUAUGCUGUAAGCGUGUGAUAAUUAUUUUCUAAGCCGAAGUAUAAUCGGUGACAUGGGUUGCAUAGGAUAGGCAUUUCAAAGAACAUGUUUGAUUUAAAUCUAAUAUGGCUUUAAAUCAUUGAGGCUUGAUUUAAAUUAAAAAUACCAUGAACUUUGUUUAAAAAAAUAUAAAUAAACAACUUAAAGUGGAGUUUCGAAUCCGGGCGUGAAUUU